Molecule: messenger RNA, 3456 nt
Organism: Suillus clintonianus
Lineage: Eukaryota; Fungi; Basidiomycota; Agaricomycetes; Boletales; Suillaceae
Product: NRDE-2, necessary for RNA interference-domain-containing protein
Exons: 8
Coding region: 161-3415 (1084 amino acids)
Biological process (GO): regulatory ncRNA-mediated post-transcriptional gene silencing; negative regulation of RNA catabolic process
Cellular component (GO): catalytic step 2 spliceosome
Molecular function (GO): protein binding
Source: RefSeq, a predicted model, not a curated record
CGGUGAAACUUUAAUACAUACUUCAGAUCAAGCCUGGACAGUUUCGAGAACGCGCUACAUAGUGCCUAGCUUCUUGAGCACCACAAAGAUUACUCCAGCUGACACGAUCGAUUACAGCAACCGGAAUUGUUCGAUGCUCCCGCCUUGAGCUCUAUUCAAAAUGUCUACACCCUCAUUUUCUUCCUUUCCACCCUCGUUCGCCUCGUUCCCAGACCUUGACCCUGGUCCGAGUAGGCAUACCCUGGACCGAACGCGAAAUGAAAGCUCCACAGAUGCUCGUGAACCUCGGGAGCAGGAUAGAAAGGAUAAGAACCGACGUGGCAGUAAGAAGUUGAAAGACGAGUCUCGAAAAGACAAGAAGCAUAAGACGGCAAAGCAUCAUCUUGAGCCGGUACUUCCCAGGCAACAUAAACAUACGCGGAAGGGGGUCAGUAUACCGGAUGAUGAAAAAAUCAAGGCCGAGGAGGACAGACGCCUUGCUCAGAGUGAUAUCCAAGGCAGCCAAUGGGAUUCUCGUCCAGUGUUCUUCUCUGAUAGGAAAGGUGACCAACUGAAUGUCACCUACGGCAGUAAUCACGCUGGCAAUGUCCCCAAGUACCAUCUUGUAAACCGUGGUAGAAGUAUUCUUGGUCUUGACGGGGACUGGGCUAUCUAUCGCAGAGGUAAGGGUAUAGAGAUAAUCAUAGGGAGGAGACAUAAGCAACCCGCCUUGACUGACUCGAGCGUAACGACGUUAUUGGCAGCACCCCCGUCCCAACGCCUUAUUGGUUCCGGUGACAGUUACAAGUACGAAGAGGUGGACGGUUUCUUGCGACUGCCCUCCGGUCAUAAAGCUGCCGAAGACUAUCGUUCUAUAACAAAGCAGCAAGAUCACCUUGAUUCAGACUCUCAGUCGUCUGCUUCAAAUGACAGCUCAGGUGACGAGUCAGGAACACCCAUUCUCACAUCACAUCAGCUGUCUUUGAAGGCACUGGAGCAGCAGUUGGCCGCUGAUCCAUCUUCAGUAGAGACGUGGUUGUCACUCGUGAGACACUCAUUGUCGAACAUACCCCUGACCUCGAAAAAUGCGGCCAAAGCUCGCGCCGAGAUAACACUCUCUAUUCUCACCCGUGCUCGUGCUGCCAAUCCGCACAACAAGUCAUCCCGCAUUCUAUUCCUGAAGUACCUGAGGGCAGGAGAGGAAGUCUGGCACGAGAGUAAAACCAAGGCAGAGUGGGAAGAAGCUCUUAAACUCGGUGGAAUUGAAAUUUGGAUCGAAUGGCUUGAAUGGCGCAUUCGCACCGCUGCCGGUGGGGUCGAGACGUCUGUCACCGAUGCGACACGCGUCUUUAACGCACUCGGUAGCUCUGAGAGCAGCGAAAUUGAUAAACUGCGAGUCUUGUGGCGAGUUGCAGUCGCAUUCCAACAAGCAGGUUACCAUGAACGCACUACUGCCUUAUUCCAGGCACAAGCGGAGCUAACGUUCGAGGUACCCCAGUCAUUGUACGGACUUCCCCAUGAAUCUCAACUGGAAUCCCUGGAGGAAUUUUGGGAGUCCGAAGUACCGCGCGCCGGCGAGCCUGGAGCCAAAGGUUGGGGUGACUGGAUGUCAUGCGGUAGACCUGACAACCCCGUUUCCCCACUGAAGGCGGUUCCCCAGAUGGACGUUGACGACCAAUUGAAAGAUCCGUAUGUCCAAUGGCAUCACGAUGAAUUGUGCGCCGAUCGCACAUCACGUGUGCCUGCCCGCUCUGUGGACACAAGGAGCGAGUCUGACCCAUACGCGACAGUUCUACUUUCGGAUAUCAAGGCACUACUAUUGCCCAUCCGCACGGAAGGUGCUAAGAAUGCUUUUCGCCUUAUCUGGUUAUCCAUUCUAGGCUUGCACAUUCCUGGUCUCUCGGAAACUCUGUCACAGGGAUCUUGGGAUGACCGAUGGUCAUUCACUUACCUGAGUUCUUUCUCGCGAUUGGAGUCGAUUUUUCCUGCUGCUGCGGGACAGCGGCAAUUGAUCGCUGACUCUCAUGCUGGCACGCUCAUAGGAAGGGAAAGAGAAUUUUCGAACGCAUUCGGUCCGAUCAAAGAGUGGAGUAGAAAUGCCCUCGGACCGUUGGAGUGGGUAGGCGAAGAGAAGUGGCGAAUGUGGGUUGCCGCUGAUCUGCAAGAGAUCGACAAGGAGUUCGUACGAGCUGUGUUCAGCCAGCUCAGAUGCGGUAGCGAGGACUAUGAGUGGGACAUUUACGCUUUAGCAUUUGAGGCGGCCCUCAAUAUCAAAAGUGCUCUGAAGCUCUCGCGGACAUUCUUGUCGACAGCACGAGAUUCCUUACCGCACUGGGCAGCCCACGCACGUCUCGAGCGCUUGCGCGAGCACGUAGAUGAUGCCCGUAAGGUCUAUCAAACGGUGCUUGUAACCUCUCAGCACACACCCACCCAGCCUUUCGUUGGCCAGUUAUGGUGGGAUUGGGCUGAGAUGGAAUGGCUUAGUGGUGACGAAAAUGCGGCACUACGUGUUAUCCAGCGCUCAGUCAAGAUCGAGGGUACGGGUGGUAUGAUGGUUCUCCGUGUAAAACGCAGCCUCGAUGAUACGAUUAGCUGCACUCACGAGCAUUGGAAGGACCGGGAGGCUUGGAUAAAACUACGAGCCUUGGUCGAGCUGCUUUCUUCCUCAUCUCAAGAUGCGGCACUCGCGGUCUUAGACUCUCAGCCUGCUGCCAGUGUUAAUGAGAAACCUGGUCGGAGAGAGAGCAUAAUGGUUGCAUCUCUUAUGCUACUGUACAACUAUUCAGUCAUGCUACGACGUCCUACUCCGACAGCUGUCCUGAGGGAUCGACUACAGAUUGCCGUCGACACUUACCCGGACAAUAGCCUGGUGUUGGGCAUGUUUCUAGAGGCUGAGAAAGGACACGGUAUCUGGGGUCGCGUACGGGCUCAACUCGGACAAAGCACGGCCGAUGGAGGCCCAAGAGAAAAGAGCAUUUCACGGCGUAUCGCAGAAGUGUGGGUAGCAGGGUGGGAGAAAGUGCGAUGGCAGAGUGAGAUCGAACGGACGAGGAGCGGACUUGCUGCGGCUGCAGAGAGCGAAAGGACUACAGGAAGCGCUAUUUUGUGGCGCGUCAUUUUGGAGUUUGAGAUUCGGGUCGGGGAGUUGCAAAGGGGGAAGAAGCUGCUUUACAGAGCAGUGAAUGAAUGUCCGCUUGCCAAGGAUCUAUAUAUGUUGGCCUUUGGGCCGCUGCGUUCGGUGUUUAGUGCUCGUGAGCUUGAUGGAUUCGUGGACAUUAUGGCGGAAAGGGGUAUUCGGAUGAGGAAAGGUGUAGAUGAAUACGUUGAGAGGAUGAAGGGUGGAGAUGAAAGCGGUUCUGAUAACGAAGAUCUGGACGGUUCCGAGGAUGAGAUCGAACAUGAAGCGAGGCAGAGGCGGCUACUAAUGCCAUACUAGUACCCGAUGUACAAAUAAGCCACAACUUAUGAUUGUUUUGG